CGUCCCUGGUUGUCUGCCUGAGCGGCGCGGCGUCUGAGGGCUUUCGGGCGGGACUCGGGGUUCGCGAGGCUGCUGGAGCCAUGGCGGAGUCGGCCCCUGCUCGGCACAGGAGAAAACGACGCUCCACUCCUUUAAGUUCUUCCACACCUCCUGCACAAGCCACGGAGAAAAGUUCCUAUUUCCAGACCACAGAGGUCUCCCUCUGGACAGUAGUGGCUGCUCUCCAGGCUGUUGAGAAGCAGCUGGAGUCCCAGGCAGCCAGGCUGCAGAGCCUGGAGGGACGUGCGGGGACGGCCGAGAAGAAGCUGGCCGACUGCGAGAAGACGGCCGUGGAGUUCGGCAACCAGCUGGAGAGCAAGUGGGCCGUGCUGGGCACGCUGCUGCAGGAGUACGGGCUGCUGCAGCGGCGCCUGGAGAACGUGGAGAACCUGCUGCGCAACAGGAACUUCUGGGUGCUGCGGCUGCCCCCGGGCAGCAAGGGGGAAGCCCCCAAGGUGUCCAGAUCGCUUGAGAAUGAUGGUGUCUGUUUCACUGAGCAGGAGUGGGAGAAUCUGGAGGACUGGCAGAAGGAGCUCUACCGAAAUGUGAUGCAGAGCAACUAUGAGACACUGGUGUCCCUGAAGGUCCUUGGCCAGCCAGAGGAAGAAGCAGAGUUGAGUGGUGAGAUGUUGGGUGACUUGGAGAAAGAAGACCCUGGUGGUGCCCAUCUUGCAGAUGGGGUCAUGGUCAGACAGGAGCUGCAGUACCAACCGGAACACUCUGCAGGCCUUCCGGGAGAGUUCUCGGGCAUCACUGAAGACCAGGCUUUCCUGAACCCACCCCAGGCUGAAUUCUGGGACAGUCAGAGUGCGUCUGUCUUCUUGGAAUCAGGCCCUGGAGACUCUAAUCUAGAGGAGCCUGUGUGUAGUAGAGACCCCAGCAGUGGCCAAAUUCUGGGCUGCCCCCCAAAGCAGAAAUCCCAUAGGCAGGUGCAUCCAGGUCAGGAGUGUGGGCAAGGCCUGAAGCUAAAAAGGGACACUUCUAGCUCCUACCAGUGUUCAGAGUGUGAGAUCAGCUUCCGCUACAAGCAGCAGCUGGCUACCCAUCUGCGGAGCCACUCGGGGUGGGAGUCUUACACAGCAGCAGAGCCAACCGAGAGUCUUCGGCCCAAGCCACGGCUGAAACCCCCAAGCAAGAAGGCAAAGCUGCAUCAAUGUGAUGUAUGUCUGAGGAGCUUCAGCUGUAAGGUGAGCCUGGUGACCCAUCAGCGCUACCACCUGCAGGAGGGGCCCAGUGCUGGCCAGUGCAUCCAGGAACGGUUCUCGCCCAACAGCCUGGUUGCCCUUCCUGGCCACAUUCCUUGGAGGAAAAGCCGGAGUUCCCUCAUCUGCGGUUACUGUGGCAAGAGCUUCAGCCAUCCCUCUGACCUGGUGCGGCACCAGCGCAUCCACACAGGGGAGCGGCCCUACCGCUGCACCGAGUGUGAGAAGAGCUUUGUCCAGAAGCAGCACCUCCUGCAACACCAGAAGAUCCACCAGCGGGAGCGCGGCGGGCUGGCCUUGGAGCCUGGAAAGCCCAAUGGCCUGCUUUAAGGAUGCCAGCCCCUCACCCGUCUCGGGGGCGGAGGGGGGGUGGCAUUAAACCCCCGAAAAGACAUGCAGAAUCAAAGACUGACUGCUUCCCAAGGGGAGUUGUUUCUGAUUUGCCUUCCCUAACCAAGUACCAGGCUAAGCUCACAUGUAUUGGUGAGAACCAAGUGGAAGAGGAGUCCAGUGCCAGGCCUCUCCCUGCUCUCUUGACCCUGCUGCUGGGCUCACUGGUUCUUUGGGCUCCUCCGAUUGAUGGUUUUCUGUUCCAGGCCAUUACUCGUGGGCUGGUGUUGGUGUUUUGGCCCCACAGGUAGCUAGUUCUAGGGCCUGUCCCAGCAUUUCUUGUCUCCUGCAAGGUUGAGCCAGCGUGUAAGAAUGGGCAGAUGUGGGGACGUGUCCUGGGAAGCAUUACUCUCCAUUUCCUCCUUUUUUAUAGCCUUUUUGUUAAUAACAAGUAGAAGAAAUAAUUUAAAUGAAUGGCCUACCUUAUUCUGAAGGUCCUUUUUUGGAAUUAGAUUUUAGUUGACUUAAAUAUAUAUAUGUAACCCAACACUUGUUAAAUUUCAAGAGUUGUAGAAGUUGUUCCUAACAUGGGGACUGAGCCUGCCCUCUGGGAGGGAAUAGUUUAUGGGGCUCUUUGAGCCCACUCUCACUUAGGUCAGAGAAUAGGGGACACAGUGCUGGGCUUCCUCUUCGCAGGGUGCUUGGUGCUCUUCAAAGGGGUACAUUUCCUUAAAGGACUGAGAGGAGGAGAGUAACAUGGGCCAACCCAGAGCGCUUGCUGAGAGUAAGAAUUUCUGUGAAGUAGCUGAAGGUCCCAGUCUUGUUCUGGUAAGUUUCCAAGUCUUGUGGUUCUCUCCUGUUCUUCCUGUCCCAACCCAGUUCUCCUGUGGUUCUGCAGCCUCCUGCAGUAGAAGACUACUUUGUUGCUUAAGUUUGUUCAGCUUGUAUCGGUGUUUUGUUUUGUUUUUUUAAUGUAUUUGUGCUUAUUACUUAAAUUUACUCAGAUGACAUUUGCCACAUCCGGCCAGGGAUUGCCUGUGUCGGGUGAUGGAGUGAGAUCGCACAGAUGCUUGUCUGAGGAGCGUCUCCUGCCCCACUGUUGGGGAGGGGUGAGGAUGGCCUGUAGAUCAUUUCUGAGUGUCCCCCUUGGGUGAUUUGCAGUUGCCUAGAAUAAAAGUUACUACUAACAGAAAAAAAA
Molecule: messenger RNA, 2769 nt
Organism: Ochotona curzoniae (black-lipped pika)
Lineage: Eukaryota; Metazoa; Chordata; Mammalia; Lagomorpha; Ochotonidae
Gene: ZNF212
Product: zinc finger protein 212
Exons: 5
Coding region: 81-1571 (496 amino acids)
Biological process (GO): regulation of DNA-templated transcription
Source: RefSeq, a predicted model, not a curated record